ACACUGUAACUUCAUUUGUAGUCCGUUUGGAGUGGUGCAGUUUACCACAGCACUCGAACGCAGCAGCUGCUGUUUGGUUUCCAGGGCAACGGUUGGCCACGGAGAGGACGAUGGUUUACAUCACAGAGGAUUUGAUCCGCCGGCGCGCCGAGCACAAUGAGUGUGAGAUCUUCUCCCUGGAGGAAGUUUCUCUGCAUCAGCAGGACAUCGAGAGGAUCGAACACCUCGACAGGUGGUGCAGGGAGCUGAGGAUCCUCUACCUGCAGAACAACCUCAUCCCCAGGAUCGAAAAUGUUGGCCGACUGAAGAAGCUGGAGUACUUGAAUCUGGCCUUGAACAACAUUGAAGUCAUUGAAAACCUUGAAGGCUGUGAGAGCCUGCAGAAACUGGACCUGACGGUGAACUUCGUGGGCCGCCUGAGCAGCGUGGAGUCCCUGAGACACAACAUCCACCUCCGAGAACUGUUUCUGGUGGGGAACCCCUGCACGCGGUUCGAGGGCUACAGGCAGUUUGUGGUGGCUGCACUGCCUCAGCUCAAGAGUCUGGACGGGACGGAGAUCAGCCGGUCAGAACGGAUCCGAGCCUCGCAGGGUCUGGAGGAGGUGAGGAGGCGCGUCGCUGAGCAGGAGCAGGAAUACCUGAGGAGGAGAGCUGAGGAGAAAGAGGAGGCGAGGAGGAAGGAAGCAGGAGUUGAGGAGGAAAAGAAGGAGAGGAAGCCAGGCUUUGACGGCCGCUGGUACACCGACAUCAACAACACGGCCAGUCCAGAGUCAGAGGAGAAUAAGGAGAACCGGGAGCUGAAGGAGAACCCAAAGAACCUGGAGGAGGAUGAGGAGCAAAGGGAGCGCGAGUUCUGGCACACACCGUGCAGCUUCACCCCCGAAUCUCGUCUGGAGGCUCACCGGCACCUGGAGGAGAAGAGGCGGGCCAAGGAGAAGGGGAAGGAGAAGAAGCCGAAGGCCCCGAGGACGCUGAUCACUGCUGACGGACGAGUCUUGAAUAUCAAUGAGCCCAAGCUGGAUUUCUCUCUAACAGAAGAUGAGGAAAACAACACGAUUAUCUUGGACCUGGAAGUGCACAGACACAUGGACACCUCUUUGAUCGAUGUGGACGUUCAGCCGUCGUACGCCAGAGUCACCGUCAAGGGAAAGAUAUUUCAGGUGGUUCUGCCGGCCGAAGUGAAGCCCGACAGCUCGACGGCUCAGAGGUCCCAAACCACCGGACACCUCCUCCUGACAAUGCCCAGGGCUGAAGGUGAAAUCAAAGUGACGAAGACAAUCCCAAGUCCACCCAGAGUGUGUCAGAACAGACGCGGCGGCGGCUUAUCGGAGGAUAAUCAAAGGAAAAAUAACGUUCCUGAGAGGCUGGAAGUCGACCCGAGCAAGCGCACAGCCGUCGACCUCGCCAUCAUCGUGCCGCGCCAGAGCGCCAAAGAAGGGCCGAUGGAAGCAUCCAGACCGGCUCCACCACCCGCCGAGGAUCACUUCUCUGAAGGAUUUUCCCAAAGUGUGCGUCAACCUCCAAACUGCAGUUCCUGUGAUCUCCACUUGAGGCACUGGAUUUCUGACAAACGCCUUGCUCAGAGUCGCCGUGGGUGGCCUGAGAUCUGCGAAGGCCCAAGCAUAUGAUCCACAUCGUCUUCAUCACACCAGUCAGUGAGCCCUCGCGUCCUGUGGAGGGGGACCGCUCCAUCAGGGUGGACAGAGGCCAUCACUCAGGACGCCAUACCAGCAAAAUGCCCUCUCACUGCACAGGUCACCAGUUCAAGGUUUUUCCUUUAAUUUGUCACCUCGAACGUACAUACAGUUUUCCUUAUUUAUGACAGAAGUCCCAAACAGAGUGGGAAUGACCUGACUUCCUCUGCUGAUAAAGGCCUUCAGGUUUGGCGUGAACCAAUGAGCAGUUUGAAACGGUGACGUGCCUUUUCAGUUUUCAGCCUGCAGCGUGCUCCAUCGCUGUGAGUGAUGUUUUCAUGGAGGACGGGGGAGGAAAGAAGACGUAACAGGUCCAUUUCGGAGGUCUCUGCGGGGUCUGAACACUGUCCGGCUCCGCCUCAGCGCCUGCAGCACUCAGACGUGAAAGCUGAGGGGAGGGUGGAGAAUAAAACACAGAAAAACCGCCUGCUACACCUGACAGGUGAUGAGUCCAAGACCCCGGAGGGCGGUGGAGACGUGGAGGCGCAUGAGGACGUUUCAUAUCAGGUUUGUCAUGAAAUGCAAGCUGCUCAUCUGGAAACAGCAACAACCUCAGCGUGUUUCUGGAUUCAGCUCAACGUUACGGAGGAUUUUUUUGACUGUAAACAGGCAAAUAUUCACCAGGCUGUGACUUGUUACAGUGUUACUGUUCAGAAACCCUGAUUAAACACGGCUGCUUCAGUUUCAGUUUCCACAGUUAAACUUUUAUUUUAGUCUGUUCGGGAUUCAUUCGCAGCUGUCUGUCUGUGCCAGCCGAUAACUCCGCCCACCCGUCCAGAUAUGGU
Messenger RNA from Oreochromis aureus, 2479 nucleotides. It is a transcript of the gene dnaaf11, whose product is annotated as dynein axonemal assembly factor 11. Gene Ontology annotation, cellular component: cytoplasm. Gene Ontology annotation, biological process: outer dynein arm assembly. The coding region runs from base 111 to 1628 and encodes 505 amino acids. The record is from RefSeq and is a predicted model, not a curated record. The transcript has 14 exons. NCBI's taxonomy places the organism in Eukaryota, Metazoa, Chordata, Actinopteri, Cichliformes, Cichlidae. Gene Ontology annotation, molecular function: protein binding.